Molecule: messenger RNA, 4638 nt
Organism: Larimichthys crocea (large yellow croaker)
Lineage: Eukaryota; Metazoa; Chordata; Actinopteri; Sciaenidae
Gene: hltf
Product: helicase-like transcription factor
Exons: 25
Coding region: 133-3042 (969 amino acids)
Biological process (GO): DNA repair
Cellular component (GO): nucleus
Molecular function (GO): nucleic acid binding; ATP-dependent activity, acting on DNA; ATP binding
Source: RefSeq, a predicted model, not a curated record
AAAAUAAGUUUAUUUUGAAGGUUACAACCGGAAGUAUUGUACUACCUGGCAGGUGGCUUGACACUCAGGAACACAAACACAACCUCCAAAUAACUCAUCAUAUGUGGAGCUGGUCUGCAGGCAGCAUCACUGAUGUUUCCCCGCAGGUGGAGGUUCGGUUGGGACAGACACACCGAGGUGGACCUCUUCACAGACCGACAUGAGACCAGUGCACAGACCCUCUCCCAGGCCAUCAGAGCUGCAGCGGCCGAGGAGCCGGACGCGGACGGCAGCGUGCUGUUUGGCCACCUGCAGGGCACCGUGGUCGGCCUCAGAUAUUACACCGGGGUGGUGAAUCAAGGGGAGAUGGUGGGUUUAGUGCGACAGCCACAGAAUCCGUACGACUCCAAUGCAGUGAUGGUUGCCAACAUCUAUGGCAACCAAGUGGGACACAUUAAGCGGGAGCUGGCAGCAGCUAUGGCCAGCAUCAUGGACAGAAAUCUGGCUAAAGUAGAGGGGGUGGUACACUCGGGCACCAAAAACUCAUUCACGAUGCCGGUGCUGAUCUCCUUCUGGGGGAAAGAAGAGAACAAAACUACCGUGACUGAAAUAAUGACACGCCGCGGAUACAAACUGAACACAGGAAGCAGACCCACAGGUGCAAAUCAAAAACCAAAUAACAGUCAAGGUGCUCGCGCAUUGGCGUCUAAAAAAGGUUUGACCAUCGCACUGACUGCAGAAGAGCUGAAGAACGCGUUCGACAACCUUUUCGAAGGCUUGAUGGAGAGUAAGGACGGAGAGAAAGAAGCUGCCAAGGCUGUGGGUACCCCUCUCCUGCUUCACCAGAAGCAGGCGCUGUCCUGGAUGUGCGCUCGGGAAAAUAAAUCUACGCUGCCGCCCUUCUGGGAGAAGAGAGGCGAGCUGUAUUAUAACAGCCUCACGUGUUUCUCUGCCAAAGAAAUACCGGAGAGAGUUCGCGGGGGAAUACUGGCAGAUGACAUGGGACUGGGGAAAACUCUGACAACCAUCGCUCUGAUCCUCACCAACUUUCACAAAGGAAAGCCUCUGCCCGUGGAGAAAUGCGAGGAGCAGGCGUCACCCGUCAAAGGCAAAACUAAACCGCAGACGGCCUCAAAACUGGAAGGAAGCAUCAGCGCAGGAGAUAGAGCAGGAGUGAGUGAUGCAGCAGCUGGUUCUUUAUCCUCACACCUUCCUCAGGUUGAGGUGAUCUCUGUUGAUCCUCCGGACGUAGCGGAGAUCGUGGGCAAGACGGAUAAAAGUACGAGCAAAGGAAAGAUGAAAGCCACCAAGCGAAAGCCCAGUAAAGAGGCUCCGGUAUUGCUGGAGGAUCUGGACUUUGCUGCAGCCCUGGGUGGCUCAGCGUCAGAUUCAGGCUCCAAGAAGAAGAAAACCGCCACGAAGUCCGCACCCACGCCGAGUGUGGAAUCCUUCAUCACUGAAAGCGCGGAUGACUUAUCGGCUAGAACGACUCUCAUCAUCUCCCCGCUUUCUGUGCUCAGCAACUGGCUGGACCAGUUCGAGCAGCACGUGCGCUCCAACGUGAAGCUAAACGUGUAUCUGUAUUACGGCUCGGAUCGCAACAGGAGCAAGCGGUUUCUGUCCUCUCAGGACGUGGUGAUCACCACCUACAAUGUCCUCUCUGCCGACUUUGGGAAUAAGAGUCCCCUCCAUGAGAUCAAUUGGCUGAGGGUUGUGCUGGACGAAGGACACAUCAUAAGAAACCCCAACGCCCAGAUGAGUAAAGCCGUGCUCGGCCUAAAAACACAGCGACGCUGGAUUUUGUCGGGUACUCCUAUCCAGAACAGUGUGAAGGACCUGUGGAUGCUGCUGGCCUUCCUGCGUCUGAAGCCCUUCGACGUGAGAGAGUGGUGGAACAGAGUGAUCCAGAGACCCGUUACUCAAGGAGACAGGGACGGCCUGCAGAACCUUCAGACCCUGGUCAGGUGCAUCACCCUGCGGCGGACCAAGGGCAGUAAGGUGAACGGUCGCCCUCUGGUGUGUCUGCCUGACAAGACGGUGUGCGUGGAGCAGGUGGAGCUGAGCCAGUCGGAGAGAGAGGAGUACGAGCUGGCACGCAAUGAGGGAAGAAGCACCAUCAGCAGAUACGUAGCUGAAGGGACAGUGUUGAGGAACUACGCCGAUGUGCUGGCCAUCCUGAUGAGGCUUCGACAGCACUGCUGCCACCCUGACCUGCUGGCAAAAACAUCCGCAGACCUGGGUGCUGCAGCCACGCCUGCAGAGCUGCGAGAGCGUCUGAUAGAGAAGCUGCGGUUGGUGUUGGCCAGCGGCUCUGAUGAGGAGUGCUCCGUGUGUCUGGACUCGGUCCGUCUGCCCGUCAUCACGCACUGCGCCCACGUUUACUGCCGGCCCUGCAUCGCCCAGGUCAUCGGCACAGAGCAGAACGUGGCACGCUGUCCUCUCUGUCGAAGCGAGAUCAAGACGAGCGAGCUGGUCGAGUUUCCACAAGAGGAAAUGGAGGAAGAGAAAAGCACAAACUCUGAGAAGUGGAGGACGAGCUCGAAGGUGCAGGCGCUGAUGGGAAAUCUGCUCAGGCUGCGAUGUGAAGACAGCAGCAUUAAGUGUUUGGUCGUCUCUCAGUUUACACGCUUCCUCAGCAUACUGGAGACUCCACUCAGGGAGCACGGUUUCACUUUUGUGCGUUUGGACGGCACCAUGAGCCAAAAGAGGAGGACUCAGGUCAUCCAAGAGUUUCAGAGCUCUGCAGCCGACAGUCCUGCCGUCAUGCUUCUGUCGCUCAAAGCCGGAGGUGUGGGGCUUAACCUGACCGCCGCCUCUCGCGUCUUCCUCAUGGACCCUGCCUGGAAUCCUGCCACCGAGGAGCAGUGCAUCGACCGCUGCCACCGUCUGGGACAGACGAGGAACGUUGUUGUCACCAAGUUCAUUGUGAAAGAUUCAGUGGAAGAGAGCAUGAUGAAGAUCCAGAGGCAGAAGCAGGACCUGGUGGAGAAGGCGUUUGGCUCCACGAACACCGAUCGCAAAACAUCUCGCAUUGACGACAUCAAAGCUUUGAUGGAGCUGUAGACGUCUAACGGUGAACCCGAACUGAAUGACUUUAAACUGUAACGACAGUCGACACAGAACGGUCGCACACAUUGUCAAUGGUCAUAUUUAGAAGUUACUUUGAAGUCCUUUUGUGUUUUAUAAUUAAUCUUCUAAAUUCUGUUUUUCUAUUUCAUUAACAUUUUCGAUAUGGUUUAAUUUACAGGGUCGUACUUCUCAGCGAGCUUUAAUUUCUUCAGUGUCUUGUUUUACAGUUUGAUCAUAAAAAUAUAAAGCGUUGUGCUAUUUCAUGGAGGUGGUUCUUCCUCUGGAAGAAGACACGUUAUAGCAGAGCCACUUUUGAACUGUCAGUGAGCGAAAUGUAACAGUCUUGAACAUGCAGAUGUUUCGUAUGUUGGAUUUGUUUUCGCCGUCUUUUGAUUAAAGAAAUACUGAUAUUGUGCAUUCGUAGCUUACUGUUCAUGGAGCAGCUUUCAGGACUGUAGUUGAAGUUAAUUACAACAUGCAAUGUAACUUUUCUCUGUUUUAUAUCACAAAUCAGACAGAACAAGACAUUUUAAAGAUCACAACUUAAGCUCUGAGGACUUGUGAUGAUAAUUUUAUAUAUUUUUGUGGCAUUUCAUGGACUAAAUAAUAAUAAAUAAGAGUCAGGGUGCUGCUGUGGUGCAUUAGAAAGGCUCUGCUGCAAUAAAUGGAACAGAAUCUUGAUUCAUUUCAUUGGAAAGACCUACAUGGAGUAUAAAGAAAAUGAAAGUCGUGACAGAACAAGUGGAUAAAAGGUGAUUUAAUUUCUUAUUAGCGCUUCAGCAGGGUUAUACAGUUAACAGCUGGGGAACAGGACAGAUCUGCAUUAACAGAUGUCACUACAAUUAUGUUUCCACAUCCACACUCAUGCAUAAUCAGGAUUUAGCGGGCUGACGAGAUUGGAGACAUCUCGCGUGCCGGCUUCUCGUAGGAGUGUGUUUAAUGUUGUCCUUGUUAAAGUUUAGUUUAAUGUCGCACAGCUGGAGUUAAGUAAAGGAGGUAUUGGCAACAGGAAAGGAGGGACCGGGCAGAUUGGGUGUGAUGGUAGCAGCAGUUACGGUAAGUGAGGUUUUGUAAACAGUGAACGGCAAUAAGGCAGCUGGUACAGACAGGAAGUGAUGCAACGGAUCAUGGCACGGAGAAACAUCGAUGUAGGCCUGGCAGGAACACGACAUGCAGAUAAACACACAAUACAUACAAAACUUGACGAUCAACAUCGCUUUAGGAUGCGGAUGGAAGUGCUUCAUCGACUGACCCACAUUUGAACUUUGUGCCAUGCAAAUAAAACACAGCAGGCCCUGACCCUAAUAACAAUACCAGACGUUACAAAGCUGAAGUCGCAGAGAGCUGGUGACAGUCAGAGGCACAGGUAGGGAGGUUUAUCUGUGUACUGAGGUGAGGUGAACGCUGGCUGAAAAGGAGACUGUAAAGAGGAAGUAAGCCAGUCUUAUUGCAUGAUAGGAGCUGUGGCAAAAAUCCAGAAACAACUUUUUAAACUCACUCACUCCCCUGAACUCAAACAGAAACUUUGCCCACAGACAUUUUCCAGUGUUUUGUUGUUGUUGCUGAAAGUUUCCACAGGUUAGGAAGACU